AUGCCCCCGUCCGCCGUUUUCUCGUACUGGCGUCGCGAUCAUCGUCGAACGAGCCCUGCCCCCGGUUCGGUCUCGCCUGUAGGGAAUGCAGUAGGGGGGGCAUAUUCACCAACUCUAAAUAUCCCGCCCCGUCUUCCAGGCUUACCAGCAUCGACGACAUUGGGUGAGACGUAUAUUGAUGGACAAGACUUGCCAGAAUAUGAGCAGCGGCCGCAGUCUGUGGUAUACCUGGGUACGGGAGGAGAUAAGCGCUUGUCAACGGCGUUGAGCUCGCAGCAUUCGUAUACUAAUCUUCGAGUACCAUCCACGACGUCAACCGAUAAUGUUGUGCGCCCUCAUUCGAGUCCUGGGAACACGGCGAAUAAUGAAGAGUCAAUGUUGUCGGUGGAGCCGAUUCAGUCGCCGCCGUCGAACGCGCAUGGAAAUCAACCGGAUAUGCAGUCGCAGCAAAAGUCGAAUAAUGGAUCGUGGAGGUUGGGGUUCAAUCGCAAUCAAGCUGAGGACCACCGCCCUAGCAAGACUGUCGGGAAGGAUUUACGGAUCAAUACGAAUGUUGACGGGGAGCUUGGGUUUAUUGGAGGCGUUACAUUGAAGGAAUUGAGGUCGGAUAUCUUUUAUCAUGAACAACAGCAACAACUACAACCACAGCAAGAGCAUUCGAGCCAACAGAAGCAUGGCAAGACCAAACGUCAUCUUUUGAAUCCCAUGACUUUAUUGGCACGUCGGCGUUCUUCUCAAUUCACUGGAUCACGCGUUGAUGAAGGUAGCCUGAGGGGCAGGAAUCUGGUACCUGCGAUUCCAGACGAUUACGAUCCUCGAAUUCGCGGUAAUAUUGUCCAUGACUUUUCUGCACCACGACCACGUCCACAAAUAGCCGGAAGAGACUGUAGUGGUGAGUCUGUCAAGAAGAGCAGCUUGCCAUCAAGUGCAGUCACACGACAUAGCGAGCAUUCUCCUGUUUUCAAAGAACACUUCGAAGAAGAUGGAAAAGUCUUGCAGAUAGAAAACAAGGGCUUUUUGCAAUCAUCAUUGCUGACAAAUGCUGAUCACGAUAUUGCUGAGUUGCCUGAAUUUGCACGCAGAUUGCCGUCUAGCCUGCCGGAGCAUGAUCAUCAACAUCAAGCGGCUGUUGAAGUUGAAGAUGAAGAGAACGAGAACCAAGACACCAGCAUUUCUGUAACGCCUCAACCCCCAGCUUCCAUUCAACCUACACCACGAUCGAGUCCGCGGAAAUCAGUUGAAGUUGCACCUAACCGGGCUUCAAGUAUCCCCAUCCGUCUCAAAAGUGACGCGUCACGGUUCAGCUUCGACAUGAACGGCGUAGGAUCCUCAGUUCAGGAGAAACUAUUAGAAGAAAAACACAAAAAGAAAGAGGCCGCGCGCAGGGAAAAGGCACAACAAGAACGAUCCAGCUUCAGUGACUAUGGUGACGAUGAUGACUUUGACUACGAUGCAAUGGAAGAUGAUGGCGGAUUUGAGGAGCGGAUACCUGGUAUCAAUGCUGAUGCCGAGGACGAGUACGACGACGAAUUUCAGAAUUUCUCGGGGGUAGUCAGGAUUUCCGAGUCCUCUACAUUUAUUCCGAUGCUGCCUACUAUUGUUGCUAGUCCAAUUAUGCCUGCUUAUUCGGCGGCGGGCAUGCUUGCUGCUGCUACUGCUAUUGCUACUGCUGGUGGCACCCCGCCCGCAAAUGUUAGCGAUGCGUCGGUAGAUAUGACGGCGCCACUUGCUCUUGAGGCUUCUUUGGAGGAGGAUGACGGGUUCGCCCAGAGCGAGAACGACAUUGACGAAAUUGCGGCCAAUGCCUUGAAUUUGACAACAACCCUUAGUGGACAACCGCUUCCACUUAUAGAAGAAGAUGAAGACGAUAUGUAUUAUGACGACGGAGAUUUUGGCGACUUACCCGAGAAUGAAGAAAACGAUAAAUUUGACGAGUCUAUAUUCGACGAAGAAAGCGGCCAGCUAUAUGAACGCAAGUUCUACCCCGGCACCAAGAUACCAGUCGCUUUGCAAGAAGGGGAUGAACAACGGAGCAAAGAAUCCCAAAUUCGAAAUGUCCCUAGCUUAGCGAGCGAGGUUCGUCCAGAGUCUUGGGAUUUCCGAAAUUGUCUUCCCCCGUCAAAACCUACCGGUGGUAGUGAAGCCUCAAAAGCACCUGGAGGUGUACUUUCUGAACACAACCUAGAAGCCUUCCAUAGCGCUUUGGCUCGAGUCGCUGAUGAGGCUGCUGCGGGUAACCUUCAACGAAACGCUAGUCUUAGUGAGAAUUCACUUGGUCAGGGAAGUAACUCUCAACUUGCAGAGUCGCAUCCCGGCCUGAUCUCGGAUGACACUCAGUAUUCGGGGUUUGAUGAUGAGCUUUUGGAUGAUUUCAAUUACGAUGAUGACGAUGGAUUUGACGACGAUCUCAUCAUCGCCGAAGCCAAUGCAGAUGCCUUGGAGAAUGAUGACGAAGGGUUCUACGGGCAAGAAUUCGGCUUUUAUGCACGUUCCAAUAAUGAAAACUGCACCGAUGAACCCAUUUACGGCGGAUACUUUGGCCCUUCAGGCGCCGGAGGCCUCAACCGCAGUCGCAGUGGCGGCGCAGGUUUCCGUGAACCAAGCUUGACCCCAAUUACCGAACGGAGCGAAUGGAGUACUCGCAACUCUAUUAUCUCCCUGACUACGCAUGGUCCAAGUGCCGUCCCGCAGCAACCACCGCCAAACCCUGGCUUGUCUCAAUUGGUUGAUAUGGAAUACAACGAAGACGACAUGUCCCUCGGAGCACUUAUGAAACUUCGCCGUGGCGCCUUUGGUGGUAGUAACGGCAGCCUUCGCAGUACCGGCAGCCUAUCACCCCAACCUGGACCCGUUGGUCAUUCCAAUCGAGCCAGCUUUCUCAGUAUCCCAGAGGACAGUCCCGUGGACUUAACUCCGGAUAUGGGAUUUCAACAACAGGGGUAUGAACAUAGCGGUAGCCUCAAUGGCGUUUAUUAUUACAGCAGUAAUAUGAAUCAGAUGCCCUUGUCGGAGGGUCAGAGUCUGCCUGCGAGCCCGACGCUUACGCUUGAUCGGUUGACGGGUGGUGAGAGACGCAGCUCAGUCGGUAGCACCACCUAA
This is a messenger RNA of Talaromyces marneffei, 3099 nucleotides long. RefSeq lists its product as uncharacterized. The transcript has a single exon. NCBI's taxonomy places the organism in Eukaryota, Fungi, Ascomycota, Eurotiomycetes, Eurotiales, Trichocomaceae. The record is from RefSeq and is a predicted model, not a curated record. Bases 1 to 3099 code for a protein of 1032 amino acids.